UUGCGCUCGCUUCUGGCCCGCCCGGGCAUCUCUUGCAUGCCGGCAGUGCAUGUGCUGAAGCAGUAAAAGCAGCCGAGUGAGGACCAUAAUGACAUGAUGUGCAAACUUGCGCUUCUUCCUUGGGCCUGCUUGGGCAAGAGCUUAGCUUUUGCCUUCAUCGUCAAACGCGUUGCUGAAAGCUAGAUAUAGCGACGCGCCGCUCCAAUCUUCUUUCCAUACAACAAUAACAUGCAUGUCCUAGCCUGUAUCACAGCGCUCGCGUACGCUGUCGAGGCUGCUGGCAAAAGAGGUCUUGUCGGUGUGACGACCGCGACCUCUGCAAUAGACAAUGCAGUCUUCAUCAAGUCAAAUCAGCUCAGCUGGGUCUACACAUACGGCGUAUCACCCCCAUCAGGCGCGCAGCUAGGCUCAUUGCCUUUUGUACCGCAGCAGUGGGGUGGAUAUGGUGUCAGUUCAUUCACCAGUGCAGUUUCAGCUCAAAAUCUGAAGGAGAAGUACGUACUCUCUUUCAAUGAGCCAGAUGGUGUAGGCCAUGGCCAAGCAAAUAUGCAACCACAAGCUGCUGCACAGGCCUGGAAGACUGCGAUACAGCCACUGAAAGCUCAAGGGUUCAAGCUUGGCUCUCCUGGUGUGACUGGUGCACCUUCCGGCAUGGUGUGGAUGAAGGAGUUUAUGGGCAACUGCACCGGCUGUAGCAUCGACUUUUUGGCCUUGCAUUGGUAUGGCAACUACGACGGCCUCGUUUCCCACCUCAACAACUACCGCACCAACUUUCCUAACCUCAAUAUUUGGAUCACCGAGCUGGCUCUACCAGACAAUGACGCUUCUACGACACUCAAGAUGAUGCAAGAUACUUUGACUUACCUGGACAACGCCACAUUUGUCGAUCGUUAUACUUGGUUUGGCAGCUUCAGAUCAUCACAGUCAAAUGUUGGUCCCAAUGCAGCUUUCCUUGAUGCAAAUGGCAAGUUGACACAACUCGGAAGCACCUAUCUGGGGCUCUCGUCACAGGCCGUUUCUGCUUCUUCCACCUCGAGCACAUCGAGUGCCAGCCAAGUUGCCAAUUCAUUCAAGCUAUUGCUUGUUCUGGCUGCAUGCGCCACGACCUUCCUUUGAGGUAUUGUUAUCAGAGCGAGCGUUUCAUUAGCCUUGUAUUGUUCAGAUUGUAUAUACACAAUAUUAAAUGCAAAUUAUCUACAC
Protomyces lactucae-debilis is the source of this 1200-nucleotide messenger RNA. Its product is annotated as glycosyl hydrolase catalytic core-domain-containing protein. The transcript has a single exon. Gene Ontology annotation, cellular component: fungal-type cell wall. NCBI's taxonomy places the organism in Eukaryota, Fungi, Ascomycota, Taphrinomycetes, Taphrinales, Protomycetaceae. Gene Ontology annotation, biological process: fungal-type cell wall polysaccharide metabolic process. The record is from RefSeq and is a predicted model, not a curated record. The coding region runs from base 229 to 1116 and encodes 295 amino acids.